Messenger RNA from Rattus norvegicus (Norway rat), 4969 nucleotides. The record is from RefSeq and is a predicted model, not a curated record. NCBI's taxonomy places the organism in Eukaryota, Metazoa, Chordata, Mammalia, Rodentia, Muridae.
GAGGAGGAGGAGGAGGAGGAAGAGGAAGAGGAAGAGGAAGAGGAGGAAAAGAAGGAGGAGGAAGAAAAGUAAUUGGAUUGUAGCAUCUGAGUCUUCUAGUUUUCUCUCAUUCUUCCUUAACCAUGCUUGCCCAAAAGGAAACACCACUGUGUAGAGACAAAUGGCAGAAUGUGACUCCUGUGGGGAUAGAGACGGGUCAAAGGACUCAGCCAGGAGUCUUCUGGUAGAGUAAAGGGGACUUCCCAGCAGAAAUGUGGGCAGUACCAUAGGCUAGCUACUCUUCCAACUCUUCACUUACAGAGCAUCAAAUGGAACCAUCAGCUGUAACCUACACUCAGAAGGCUUUGUAUUAAAUGUGCAAUGUUAUUUUAUUUGAUAUCUGUCCAUUUAACUGUUUGGGUCAGUUUAGCAUAUUAAGGCAAAACCACAAGACAGCAUGUUUGUUUGACCUGUGACUCUUGUGUGGAUACUGGUCUCCUCAGCAGACAGCACAUUCCCAUAAUAACAAGCAUAGAUUCUCUUUGCAUGGCCAAACACAGCACCCAGAGCACAUUUGGUGCUGCAUAAAUGUUUGCUUUCGAUUGGAUGAUCAAUAGGACUUUCUGGCUUUCUGAAUGAUUGUCUAGCAACAGACCAGGGAUCAAAGACAAUAGGAAUAGGUAACACUCCAGCCGCUAACACCACCCACACCCAAGCUCUACUCAGACAGCUCACUGACAGGGAAAUAAAGAUAUAUCACAGGCUUUCCGUGAGUUUGCAAUGUCCUGGUGGCCUGUGACCCUGAAACAGUGCAAGAGCUCUGUGCAUAUCAGCCCAUGCCAAACAGCAGAGGCAAAAAUGCCACAGCUCUCUGCUGGCUUCACUCAGGCUGGCUUCUUGAUCUGCUCAGGUGCAGUGAUUCUCAAGUGUAAAAACAGAGCCUUGUGGUUAGGCAUAGUGGCACACAUUUACCCUCCCACUGCUGAGGAGACUGAGGAAGAUAAAAAAAUUUCAUGGUCGGCCUUAGCUAACGAAUGGAGUCUGAGGCCAACCAGGCUUCAUGAGACCACCUUAAAAACAAAUACAGCACAACAAUAACCAAAUAGCCCAUGGCUGUAUGGAAGGGGUCACGUGAUGGCUCAGAGAUGGAGACGGAACCCCUGAAUUCUGGAAUUCACUGAAUCUUCAUAUAGAGCAUCCCUUCUCUGGCACGUAUGUAGGAAAAACUUAGCACUAAGUACUGCGCUAUUUAUUCUGCAUAACUUGGGCUUCAACUCCAGAAUUUGAAGAGCAAAGCCAUUCUUCUCAGUGCAAUUACACAAUUGAGCUGAACCUGAACCAGAGCACAUGGGCUCAGAUCCGGGAAAGAAGGUGGCUGAAGAGGGAUGCAGCCGUGGCCCACCUCCACCCCUGACCUACCCUCCCCUGAUUCUUGGAGUUCAAGCUGUCUUCCCCUCUAUUGAUUUGGGAAGAGAGUGCAGGAUCUGCCUUAGGCAUCAGAACUCCAGGCUGAGAAUUUCUGGAACUCUGGAAAUCAGAAGUUCUUGAGCCUUUGCCUGCUCUAAGAAUUGCAUCAUCUGCUUCGUUGGAUCCAAGGCCUUCAGACCCAGCUGGAGCCAUGAAGGCAGCUUCCCUGCUUCUGCAGCCUGUAGGCAGCUUGCUAUGGGGCUUCUCAGCCUCCGUACUCAGUUCUUCCUUGAGCUGCAUAACAGGCUCUGCACAGGAAGUUAGUGCCAGAUGUCUCCUCAGCGUUCAAGUUUCUUUACCUGGGACUGAGCGACACCCUUCAUAGGUGAGCAGCAUCCACCCAGAAUGCCGGUUUCAUCUGGAAAUACAGGAAGAGGAGACAAAAUGCGCAGAGCUGCUAAGCAGCCAAAUGGAGAAUCACAGAGCUUGCAGCGGUGUCUGGGACAACAUCACAUGCUGGCGCCCUGCAGACAUUGGGGAAACUGUCACAGUGCCCUGCCCCAAAGUGUUCAGCAAUUUCUACAGCAGACCAGGAAACAUAAGCAAAAACUGCACUAGUGAUGGGUGGUCGGAGACAUUUCCGGAUUUCAUAGAUGCGUGUGGCUACAACGACCCCGAGGAUGAGAGUAAGAUCACGUUUUAUAUUCUGGUGAAGGCCAUUUAUACCUUGGGCUACAGUGUUUCUCUGAUGUCUCUUACAACAGGAAGCAUAAUUAUCUGCCUCUUCAGGAAGCUGCACUGCACAAGGAACUACAUCCACCUGAAUCUGUUCCUCUCCUUCAUGCUGAGAGCCAUCUCUGUGCUGGUCAAGGACAGUGUGCUCUACUCCAGCUCAGGUACACUGCGCUGCCACGACCAGCCGGGCUCCUGGGUUGGCUGCAAGCUCAGCCUGGUAUUCUUCCAGUACUGUAUCAUGGCGAACUUCUACUGGCUUCUGGUGGAGGGUCUCUACCUGCACACCCUCCUGGUAGCCAUCCUUCCUCCCAGCAGGUGUUUCCUGGCCUACCUUCUUAUUGGAUGGGGUAUCCCCAGUGUGUGUAUAGGUGCAUGGAUAGCAACUCGCCUUUCUUUAGAAGACACAGGUUGCUGGGACACGAACGACCACAGCAUCCCCUGGUGGGUCAUUCGGAUGCCCAUUCUAAUUUCUAUUGUAGUCAACUUUGCCCUCUUCAUCAGCAUUGUAAGGAUCUUACUUCAGAAGCUAACUUCUCCAGAUGUUGGUGGCAAUGACCAGUCACAGUACAAGAGGCUCGCCAAGUCCACACUGCUGCUAAUCCCACUGUUUGGCGUCCACUACAUGGUGUUUGCUGCCUUCCCCAUUGGCAUCUCCUCCACGUACCAGAUCCUGUUUGAGUUAUGUGUUGGUUCCUUCCAGGGCCUGGUGGUCGCAGUUCUAUAUUGCUUUCUGAACAGUGAGGUACAGUGUGAACUGAAAAGAAGGUGGAGAGGCCUGUGCCUGACCCAGCCUGGGAGCCGGGACUACCGGCUGCACAGCUGGUCCAUGUCCCGGAAUGGCUCAGAAAGCGCCCUACAGAUACACCGUGGCUCCCGUACCCAGUCCUUCCUGCAGUCAGAGACCUCAGUCAUUUAGCUGUGUCCCUCAUACAGAGCUGACAGUGCUGCUGGGUUUGACAUAUGUGUUUGCCAGCUUCCUCUGCUUGCCCCAGUGUCUGGUGCCUUAUUGGGUCAGCCCUGGUCCUUAACUCGAUUGUAACUUGAUUGAAACACCAGUUAUUGUUGACAGACUCUAGCGUUUAAGCCAUCCUCUUCAUAAUAUGGCACAGCCAUAUUCUACUUUCAAAGAGAGCAAGGAAACCAGGUGGCCCUGAACAUCAAAACUGGGUUCUAGAACGUCCGAAAAAAAACAAGGAGGAAGAUUCCAGUUUCUCCACUGCCUCCUGUCAGGGAGAACCACGUCCAGAACCAGCUGAGCAUCACCACCCUGUGGCCCAGCGCAUGCCUAUGGUUGUCUCUGACAUUCCUCUCAAUCUAUGGCAUACCAGGGAAAGUGGAUGAAAGCAACCUUCUCAUCCUACAAGCUUCCUGGUGCCCCCGGCCUUGAGUUCUGUCCUGUGGACUACAUCUGGACAGCCACACCCUUGCCAUUCCCUGGACCAUCUGGUAGUGACCAAAGAUAAGUCAGGGAGGAUAUUCAUGGUUCAGCGGCCAAGCCAGGAACUCAUCUCCUCCCAGGGCACUUAGCAUCUGCUGCUUCCUACAAGUGGUGAGCAGCCCUGGAUCCCAGGCCGGCUGCUGGCAUGAAGGCCCUCAUUCAUGACUUGUCCAUUCAGCCCAAGGUUGUUCUCUAGCUGGUAGAAAACUUCGAUUUUUAUUUUAAAGAAAACCACCAUCUUAAAAUUGCUUAAAGAGAUUUAUUUUAUCAAAGUAUGAAGAGGCAUCAAGUUUUCCUAUCCAACAUUUGCCAGUAACAAUCCUUAUUUUUCCAGUGUUAUUUGCAACUGUGGGCAGGCAGACCUGAGGGAAUGCUUGCUGUGAUUGAAAAGCAGCUGCAGACAGAGAGUGCCUUUCCUUGCGGUGUCCAAAGACCCUGGGAGACCAUGUCAUGGCCCAGUGCAAGGGCUGUAGGUUCUGGACCUAGUGUUCAGGCAUAGUCUAUGUAACUUACACCCCAACACACACACACACACACACACACACAGGAUAAAAGCUGCAAAAUGUUUUCCUGUGCUUUCUGAGGCAUGUAGGCCACGGCCAGCAUGAAUACCAAUGAUCUCAGCAAUUGUACCAGAGCCAGAGGUUUUGGGGUCAGAAAAAUCACAAAAGUAGGGGCUCCACUUCUGGUACAUGGGGGCUUUAGUACAGCAGAGAAGUAUCUAGAAACUAGCUGAGGCCCGGGGGCCAGACAUCUGUCCUGAAUGUCUGUCCACAGAACCCCUCCUGCACUUUUGCCUCUAUCCACUCUUGAAAGGCCUCCAGUUUGUCUGCAACUGCACAGGAUAGACACCUCAGAUGAUCUAGAAAACACCACUAACCUGCUGCCUUGCAGGGCUACCAGGCUAGAGAACAGGUUGUGGGGAACAAAUGGCCUAGGUCAGAAACACUUAAAAGAGCUGUUGGCAGUGACAAAAGGUGGGUGCUACAAGCCCUGGUGUCAGCCUUGCCUGUCUUUAUACAGAGCUCACUGCUUACUCCAGCAGCUCGGCGGACACACAGCCCUCCCAUAUCUGAAAGUUGUCCUAUCAACCACUAGGCGUGACCCUGCCAUGACCCUGAAGAGACAUGUAGAUCCUGUGAACACAAGCAGCCACUGAGUACACACGGAACAUUCAGAACACCAUUCCCUCAGCCCAGCAUGUGCUAAUGCUAACUAUAGCUGGGUCCUCGUCCUGGGAAAGAGAUCGGCUGAUCACAAAGUGGUCGCUGCUGGAACUCACCAGUAGCAGAGGUGUAGUAACCAUAUGGCCAGCGCGUGAUCUUACGUGUUGUAUGUGGAAUAUCUACAAACACACCGCGGAGUGGAACUGAGUUGUGUAUAUACUGCAAUAAACCUGAUUUCAUUCUG